Messenger RNA from Adineta ricciae, 669 nucleotides. The record is from the annotation of a GenBank genome assembly. NCBI's taxonomy places the organism in Eukaryota, Metazoa, Rotifera, Eurotatoria, Adinetida, Adinetidae.
AUGGAAACUCGUCGAAAAACGAGAAGUAGAAAAUCAGUUAUGAGAAAGAUUAGACCUGGCGCAACGAAAAGAAAACGAAGUUCAUCAUCAGUAUCAAAUACUUCCAAUUCAGAAAGGGUGGAACAGGUGCAAAAAGUGAAAAGGUUUUUGGAUUCUUAUACGAUUAUUCAUACUAAGUCGUUAAUUAUAUUACUGGAACAUUUCAAAUGUUCUCAAUGCAAUAGCUUAUGGAAAGGUUCACCAAUUAUGAGAGAAAGAAAUGGGUUGUAUGUUCAGUUUGAAUUUGUAUGCUUCUAUUGUGAAGCUCCAACUCGUCUUUUUUCAUCAGCAACAUUGCCAAAUAGUAAACGUCAUGAUAUAAAUGUUAUAUUGGCACUUGGUGGUACACUGUGUGGCUUAGUCAAACUCGUUGGUGCUCUCAAUUUAUCACCACCCAUUCAAGAGCAAAGUUAUCGAGCUACACAAGAAUUCAUUGUAAGUUUUGCAGUAAAAGCUAAAUAUAAUUCAAUGACUGCCGCGAUUGAAACAGCUGUUCAAGAGAAUGGUCGUGUUCGAAAUCUCACGGUGAGUAGCGACGGAACAUGGCUCACACGCGGUCACUCAAAUGUGCACGGAGUCGCUGCAUUAUGUACAGCAACUAAACAAUCAAAAGUUAUUGACACAAGCUGA